AUGUACAUAAAAGAGAAAAUUAAUUGUGCAGUGUUUUAUAGCAUUUUCGUUUGUCCUUUAAUUGACAUAGAUAAUAAAUGUUACCUGGAACUUGUUUUUGGUUGUUUGCAUAAAAAGAGUCGAUGGUUUUGUUCAAAUAGACUAAAUCACAAGAAAGCGUUUUCACUUUUAAUAGGAAAUGUAGAGCAACAGCAGAAUUUGGCUUGUGUAUAUCUUGUAGCAAGGCUGUUAACAAGCAAAGAUUGUACCGUAAAGUUCUUUGCUGGCCUUAAUUUUUUGGUUUUAGUGCGUGUUUUUGGUAAAAUGUAUGAAUGUAAUUUCAAAAAUAGAGUCCCGAAACUUUAGAGAGAGAAAUCAUUCGCACUUCAGAGUGCAAAAAAGGAAGAGUUUGGAUUUAUUUCAUCUAUAAAGGUGUAAAAAGCUUAUAUAAUUUAUUAUUAAUUCAUUAACUUCGUGAUGCUCG
Clunio marinus is the source of this 463-nucleotide messenger RNA. The record is from the annotation of a GenBank genome assembly. Lineage: Eukaryota; Metazoa; Arthropoda; Insecta; Diptera; Chironomidae.